UUCUUUGCCAGGAUCCAGUGAGACGUCGAAACCCCACCCCAUGCUUUUCUAUCAUUGGACAAUAGGCGAAUCCGCCGUUCCUAUUGGCGUAAAGAACUCACCGUCUUUAAACGCACCAAGCGCUCCCAAAGCUAUUCUGUGUACUUGGAAGAUUAUCUUCAAAACAGUGGGUGGACCUAACCUACACUUAUAAAGGCUCUCGUGUCAUGGAACAUUAUCAGAAAGAGUGGAACUGAGGUCCAACAGAGAACCACCAUUGAAAAGUAUGAAGCUUGUGGUUUUUCUCACCCUGCUGUGUCUGCUGGUGGUCAAUGCUCAAGACCUCCAAGACCGCCAGUUUCAACCAUGUAAGAACAGAAACUACUGGAGUUGGUACAAAGUUGGCAGCUACUGCGUGAAGUUCUUCAACGAGCAUCUGGACUUCAAUACAGCUCGAAAGAGAUGCCAGGCGACAAACACACGUGGUGAGCUUCUGAGUGUCCACAGCCCAAAUUCCAACAAUCUGGUGAUCCGUUUGUCUCACAAUGGAUACUAUUCUUAUUCCUGGCUUGGCGGAUUCCUACAGGGGGCAAGCUGGGUUUGGACGGAUGGCACUCAGUUCGAUUACAGUAAUAUGGCGCGUGGUCCGGAUAGAAGUGGCCUGCAGUGUAUUGCUAUUAAAGGAAAUGGAUCCUGGGUCCCAAUGAGCUGUACAAGAGAGCUGCCCUUCUUCUGCGGGUUCCGGGACCAGUAGACGAACCAGAAGAACAGAAAACAAACUAAGUCUAGGCUUCUGCUUGCUUAUCAAUAUGUACGUUGACCAGAAAUCAGAAAUGAAAGACAAUAUUAUUGUAAUAGCACAGUAAGUACAGUGGGAAAGGCAAUUUUAUUCAAAUUAUGUUUGCAUUGCUAAGCUAAAUUCAAAGCAUAUUCAAAAAUAAUAAAAAAAUGCAUUUCAAACAA
Messenger RNA from Brienomyrus brachyistius, 942 nucleotides. Its product is annotated as snaclec alboaggregin-D subunit beta-like. The coding region runs from base 266 to 733 and encodes 155 amino acids. The transcript is spliced from 7 exons. NCBI's taxonomy places the organism in Eukaryota, Metazoa, Chordata, Actinopteri, Osteoglossiformes, Mormyridae. The record is from RefSeq and is a predicted model, not a curated record.